GAAGACGACGAUUUGCAGAAGCCGCUGAUACAUACAUUGUGCACACAUAGAAUGGCUCCCAGAACGAAGAGCAGUCGGAACCCGGAUUUGAUACGCGGCGUGGGUAAGUAUUCACGGUCGCAAAUGUAUCACAAGCGUGGUCUCUGGGCUAUCAAGGCCAAGAACGGCGGCGUUUUCCCCAGGCACGAUGCCCAGCCCAAACCCGAGGCUCCAGCCGUCAAGCCACCCAAGUUCUACCCUGCCGACGAUGUCAAGAAGCCUCUGCUUAACAAGCGCAAGCCCAGGCCCACCAAGCUCAGGGCCACUAUUACACCCGGAACUGUUUUGAUUAUAUUGGCUGGCAGGUUCAAGGGCAAGAGAGUCGUCUUUCUUAAGCAGCUUCCUUCUGGCCUCCUCCUCGUUACUGGUCCAUUUAAGAUUAAUGGUGUCCCUCUGAGGCGUGUAAACCAGGCAUAUGUAAUUGCUACCUCAACUAAAGUCAACAUAGAUGGGGUUAAUGUUGAAAAGUUUGAUGACGAAUACUUUGCCAAGGAAGUGGAAAAGAAGAACAAGAAAGGAGAGGGAGAGUUUUUUGAGGCCGAGAAAGAUGAAAAGAAGACCCUCCCACAAGGAAAGAAGGACGAUCAACAAGCUGUGGAUGCUGUUUUAUUGAAAUCCAUUGAGUGUGUCCCAGAUUUGAAAACCUACCUGAGUGCAAGGUUUUCCCUUAUGUCAGGAAUGAAACCCCAUGAACUAGUUUUCUAAUUGGUCCAAGUAUACACAAGUGCAGUUGUAUCAUUUACCUUUAUAAGGGAGGUGAAUACCCUAGUUUUGCAAUGUACGGGGAUUUUUCUCAUACAAUAUUAUGCUUGUUUAUGCAAUUAAAUUGAGAGUCUGUUUUUUUUUUGUCUUGCUAAUUACUAAGAUAACUGAUACUCUGAUAAGGGAAGCUUUUCUGCUUGAUUGCAGUGGGUUGCGAUUAAUGACAGCAUUUUGCUUUCUUA
Daucus carota subsp. sativus is the source of this 983-nucleotide messenger RNA. Its product is annotated as large ribosomal subunit protein eL6z. Gene Ontology annotation, cellular component: ribosome; cytosolic large ribosomal subunit. The record is from RefSeq and is a predicted model, not a curated record. Gene Ontology annotation, molecular function: RNA binding; structural constituent of ribosome. NCBI's taxonomy places the organism in Eukaryota, Viridiplantae, Streptophyta, Magnoliopsida, Apiales, Apiaceae. The transcript is spliced from 3 exons. Bases 52 to 744 code for a protein of 230 amino acids. Gene Ontology annotation, biological process: cytoplasmic translation; ribosomal large subunit assembly.